CAACACCCUCACCUCAUACAUGCUCCUGAAUUUGUGUCAAUUGUUUUUUAGCAAGUGUUCCUGAAUUUGUGUCAAUAAUUCCUUCAUAAAACAACCCAGUCCAAGUUGUCCAAUCCAACAACCGAUCCACCUCCUAAAAAAUUUGUCCACUCUGUCCCUGUCCAACAAAUUAUUUAAGUCAUAUUAAUACUGCCUGACAAUGUUGAAAAAACUGAAGCGAAAAGUCAGAACCUUGAUCACCAAAAAACCUCGCAGACCCAAUAAACCUCCAACACCCCCUUCAUCUCCACCGCCACCUGAAACCCCGAUCAUGUCAGAGCCACCACCACCGCGAACCGAACAUCCCCGACCAUUCCUCUUCCCCCGAAUCCAGUCCACAGUCCUCCCCGAUCCCUCCCUCUUCUUCUCCCCUGCACUCCUCUCCACCCCACUUCCCACAAACUCUUUCUUUCAAAACUUCACCCUAAAAAGGGGUGACCAGCCUGAGUACGUCCACCCCUACCUCAUAAAAUCCUCCCUCUCCUCUCUUUCCCUCUCCUACCCAUCUCGCUUCUCCAACUCAGGUUUCAUCUAUCAGAUUUUCAACCCUGACCUCAGCAUCUCCGCCUCAGAAAGCACCCACCCAGAUGCUAAAAAAACGCACAUUAUCUCCUCCCACGGUGAUCUCAGUGUCACUCUGGACUUUCCCUCUUCCAACCUGAGGUUCUUCCUUGUCCGGGGAAGCCCGUUUCUGACUUGUUCCGUCUCUGGCGGCACCGCCAUUUCGAUAUCAACCAUCCACGCCAUUCUCUCAUUUUCAUCAAACGCUGCUCUCACCAAGUACACCGUCAAGCUCAACAACGACCAGACAUGGCUCAUAUACACGUCCUCGCCGAUCAGUCUCUCAAACAGCCUCUCCAGGAUCACUUCUACUGGGUUUUCGGGCAUAAUUCGGAUUGCAGCGUUGCCGGACUCCGAUCCAAGACACGAGGCGAUCCUUGACCGGUUCAGUUCUUGUUACCCGGUUUCCGGUGAUGCUGUGUUCACUGAGCCAUUUUCCUUGGAAUACAAAUGGGAGAAGAAAGGGUGGGGGGAUUUGCUAAUGUUAGCUCACCCUCUCCAUCUUCGGCUACUAGACGGUAAAGAUUCUAAAGUUACUGUCUUGGAGAACUUUAAGUAUAAGAGUAUUGAUGGUGACCUUGUUGGUGUUGUUGGAGAUUCGUGGGGAUUGAAACCAGCCCCAGUGCCUGUAAAUUGGCAUUCAAUUAGAGGUAUCAAAGUAGAAUCAUUUGCUGAGAUUAUCUCUUCUCUCUCUGCGGAAGUUGAUGCUUUGAAUUCCGCGGCGAUAUCAACCAAUUCAUCUUAUUUUUACGGGAAAUUGAUUGCAAGAGCGGCAAGGUUGGCAUUGAUAGCAGAGGAGGUCGAUUUUUUUGUGGUGAUACCUAAGAUAAAGAAGUUCCUGAUGGAUACAAUUGAGCCAUGGUUGGAUGGAACCUUUAGUGGGAAUGGUUUUAUGUAUGAUGCUACGUGGGGUGGAAUUGUCACUAAGCAAGGGGCAUUGGAUUCUGGGGCUGAUUUUGGUUUUGGUGUGUAUAAUGAUCACCAUUAUCAUUUGGGUUACUUCCUUUAUGCAAUUUCAGUGCUUGCCAAGAUUGACCCGGCGUGGGGGAGAAAGUAUAGGCCUCAAGCUUAUUCACUUAUGGCUGAUUUUAUGAAUUUGGGAAGGAGAUCAAAUUCGAAUUAUACACGUCUGAGGUGCUUUGACUUGUAUAAAUUGCACUCUUGGGCUGGAGGGCUAACAGAAUUUGCUGAUGGGCGGAAUCAAGAGAGCACAAGCGAGGCGGUGAAUGCUUAUUAUUCAGCAGCUUUGAUGGGGUUGGCCUAUGGAGACACACAUCUUGUUGCCAUUGGAUCAAUGCUUGCAGCCUUGGAAAUUCAGGCUGCUCAAACAUGGUGGCAUGUGAGAGAGAGUGAUAAUAUGUAUGAGGAGGUUUUCGCUAGGGAGAACAAGGUGGUGGGUGUAUUGUGGGCUAACAAGAGGGACAGUGGACUAUGGUUUGCUCCACCUGAAUGGAAAGAGUGUAGGCUUGGAAUUCAGGUGCUUCCCCUACUGCCAAUCACUGAGGUCUUGUUCUCUGAUGUUGAUUUCGUGAGGGAGCUUGUGAAGUGGACUUUACCUGCUUUGCAAAGAGAGGGAGUUGGAGAAGGGUGGAAGGGAUUUGUCUAUGCCUUGGAAGGGAUUUAUGACAAAGAAGGUGCUUUGGAGAAGAUAAGGAACUUGAAUGGUUUUGAUGAUGGGAACUCUCUCACUAAUCUCUUAUGGUGGAUUCGUAGCAGAGGUAAUGAAGAGGUAGAGGGAUGUGGGAGAGGAGGAAAGCACGGCUGGUUUGUUCAUUAUUGUCACUGAAUUUGUUUGUGUUCUGACUGAGUUGAGUUGAAUAAGACAUGAUAUGCUUGAACUUUUUUAUAUAAACAUCAUAAUAAAACGAAUUAUA
Messenger RNA from Corylus avellana, 2474 nucleotides. RefSeq names its product glucan endo-1,3-beta-D-glucosidase-like. Gene Ontology annotation, molecular function: endo-1,3(4)-beta-glucanase activity. The record is from RefSeq and is a predicted model, not a curated record. Lineage: Eukaryota; Viridiplantae; Streptophyta; Magnoliopsida; Fagales; Betulaceae.